AUGAAUGGUUCAAAUCGAAUUGUUUUCCUCUGGAGCACGAAGGAAUUCGCCAGCACCAAAGACCGCCGGUCGUUCCGCAUCAACGUCGAUUAUGACCAUGCAGUACGUGUACGGUGGAGUCCCGAUGGCCGAGCUUUGGUGGUCUACAAGUAUAGCGAGGGCUGCAUCGAAGUCUACAAGGUGGAUAAAGUUGAUAACUGGUUCCAAAUUCAAACUAAGGGUUCCACUUUCCCUCGAGCCCAUAUGGAAGACAUCGUAGGAUUCGGAAUAGCCCCAGAUGGAAAAUAUCUCAUGACCUGCUCGAACAAAACCGAUCUAACCGUAUGGGAUGUAAGAGGAAAUGUCCUGGAAAAGAUCGAUACCUUCCUAAUGAGUACGUACAAUGCCAAAAUCUCCCCUUGUGGAAAAUUCAUCGCUGCUUGCGGUUUUACGAGUGACGUGCCUCUGUGGGAGGUCAAGUUUAGCAAAUCUGGAGACUUUCAAUCGGUUCAGAAGGCGUUUGAUCUGUCCGGACAUAAAUCAGGCAUUUACGACAUUGCUUUUGAUCAAGAUUCUUCAAAGACGGUCACCGUAUGCAAGGAUGGAACAUGGAAGAUUUACAAUACGAAAAUUGAGUAUCAAAAAGGAGAGAUGCCACGUUGUCUGUUGACUGGAACAUACGAAGCAACGAGUGCCGCAGCUCUAGUGGCCAUGAGCCCUUCGGGAGAAGUUGUUGCCAUCGGUACUGGAAAGUCAAUCUAUUUUUACUCUGCUACCACCGGACAUUUGGAAGCAUCGAUCGAAGACAUGUGUUCGGGUCAAAUAUCGACUCUUCAGUUCGAUCCCAUUGGCAAAUAUUUGCUGGUUUGCGCUGAUCGCUACAUUCGCAUCUUCCAUAACAUGCCCGGAUACAAAGUGGCCUUAGAAAGUUUGGAGCAAAAGUUGAAACAAUCAAAAAUGUCCGCUGCCACACGAGAGCGCAUCGAAAUGCAGAUUUCCGAGAAUGAAGCGUUUUUGAAAAAGUUUGAAUGA
Molecule: messenger RNA, 1011 nt
Organism: Ochlerotatus camptorhynchus
Lineage: Eukaryota; Metazoa; Arthropoda; Insecta; Diptera; Culicidae
Product: transducin beta-like protein 2
Exons: 4
Coding region: 1-1011 (336 amino acids)
Biological process (GO): endoplasmic reticulum unfolded protein response
Cellular component (GO): endoplasmic reticulum
Molecular function (GO): protein binding
Source: RefSeq, a predicted model, not a curated record